GCACGGGUAAACGAUACUGGCGCCAAUGAUGCGGAUGAUGAUUCCGAUGAUGACGAAGGGGAAGUUGAAGAAUGGAACCUGCGGCGUGUGUCCGCCCUGACGCUUGAUUCCAUCGCUGAGUAUUAUGGUGAAAGGAUUAUUUUUACGGUUUUAACUGUAAUUGAGGGUAUGAUGCAACCAAACAACUCAUGGAAGGAGCUGGAAGCCGCUAUAUUGGCUCUGGGGGCUAUCAUGGAUGGCUGUUUUGACUCCAUGACGCCGUAUCUGCCUGAAAUAAGUACGCGUCUACUUCAGUUGCUUGGGGACCCCUCUGUGCACUUCCUUGUUUGGAAUAUUUCACUUUGGACGAUGACGCAGAUUGGAAAGCAUAUUGUUUCCGUGCCGGAGAAAUUGAAAGGCUUUAUAACGUGCGUUCUUCAGAAGAUGGAAAGUCCCUCGAAGCUUGUGCAGGAGGGUGCCACAGCGGCACUGCAGAAGACCAUUGUUCUUUGUGACGAAGGACAGCUUGACAAUGAAAUUCCUUUCAUAAUUGACUGCAUGGCAAGGUGUCUGCGCGGGUAUCAACUCAAGAAUCGUGUGUUGCUGCUUGAAACUCUGGAAACAUUCUGUGAGGCGAUGGGAGAACAACUGCGCGUUAGGCCGGACUCUGUGGAACUGCUGAUGGCACCCCUCGGUGAGAUUUGGGGCAGCACUCCCAACGAUAGCCCGCUUCUUUUCUCCUUGUUCAAAUGCAUCUCUGGUGUCUGCAGGGCAAUUGGUGCAGCUGUGCAGCCGGAGUUGGCUAAAAACCUUUUCGAACGCUCUUACUGUUUACUUGUCAUGCAUGUGCAGGCACGCACUGAAGCUCGACGGACGAAUCAAGAUCCACCGGAGUAUGAGUUUCUUGUGACAGCUGCAGAUCUUUUAUCCGGGCUAUUUGAUGCACUUGGCACUGGUUUGGGACCACUCGUCAUGCAGUGCCAUCCGCCACUUGUUUCCACAGUGCUGGAGGCUCUCCGAGACGAAAAUGCAGAGGUGCGUCAGAGUGGCUUUUCACUUCUUGGCGACUUGUCAAAGGUCUGUCCUGUCACCGUGCAGGGCGAACUGGAACGUGUGGUGAAGGCGGCAUUGGAAAACCUGGCGGUUCUAGAUGAAAACACAUAUGGUGUCAUUAGCAAUAUCGGGUGGUGUAUGUGCAAUUUAUUAGAGAAUCAAAUGGAUAUUGAUAAUUUGUCCACGCUGGACGCAGCGAACGGAAUGCCACAGCUGUUUGCGGCGAUGGCCCGUAUUCUUGGAACCGUCUCCCACGCGGCUGAUAUGCGCAACAUGGCGGAGAACUUGUGUAUCUGUCUUGGCCUGAUGCUCUACGCCGAUCCCGGGGUGGAGUCUCAGUCCGGCUGCCAAGUCUCCCUUUUUGCCGACGCGUUUUGUUCGUACAUGCGGAAUGUGAAGGAUGUGCCUCACAAGGAGCAGGCGGUGAGCGGCUUUUUGAUGGCCGUGCGGCAACAGUUACCGUUUGUGGUGCUUCGCCUCCAUCUCUUUUUUGACCUCGCCCUCUCGCUUGCGUCGUGUCGUGCCGACGUCAAGCGGGCGAUGGGGGAGUUGCUGCAGGCGGCGAGGGCACACGCUGGCGCCCGGUGGACGCAGCAAAUGGCAGAGUACAGCGAGCAGCUCCGAACACGUCUCUACCACGUCUACGGCAUCCAGUGA
Messenger RNA from Trypanosoma cruzi, 1689 nucleotides. RefSeq lists its product as uncharacterized. Gene Ontology annotation, biological process: protein import into nucleus. Gene Ontology annotation, molecular function: nuclear import signal receptor activity; protein binding. The transcript has a single exon. The annotation marks the transcript as partial. NCBI's taxonomy places the organism in Eukaryota, Euglenozoa, Kinetoplastea, Trypanosomatida, Trypanosomatidae. Gene Ontology annotation, cellular component: cytoplasm; nucleus. The record is from RefSeq and is a predicted model, not a curated record.